Molecule: messenger RNA, 5885 nt
Organism: Patiria miniata (bat star)
Lineage: Eukaryota; Metazoa; Echinodermata; Asteroidea; Valvatida; Asterinidae
Product: doublecortin domain-containing protein 2-like
Exons: 3
Coding region: 136-2322 (728 amino acids)
Biological process (GO): intracellular signal transduction
Cellular component (GO): microtubule organizing center; microtubule
Source: RefSeq, a predicted model, not a curated record
GCGAGGCAACACCACCUCUGGAUCCAACACCUCCUCCUCGCGAGGCAACGCCACCUCUUGAACCCACUCCACCACCUCGCGAGGCAACACCAUCUCAACCAAAGGAUGCUGAGCAACCUGUUGCCUUUUUGACUGAUGAGGCUGCUUAAUAACUCUGACAAGACAGGCCAGUCCCCUCCUCUGCCAGUUUCAAGCCCUGUACAGUCCCCCGAGAUGCCCCUCCCAAAUGGGAGCCCAACGGCUUCACAGACCCCUCCCACUUCUCAGAUAACCCAGCCCCCUUCUCGUGCGACUCCACCCCCCACUCCUCCAUUGGAAACUGCCCCAGCCCAUACUUCCCCAGCCCAGAUUUCCCCAGCUCAAUCCCCACAACCCCAGACUUCACUGUCACCGACCUCCCCGCCACGCCUGAAAUCUCCACCCCGGACUUCCCCACCCCUUACUUCCCCACUCCUGACUUCCCCACCCCCGGGCUCUCCACCCUUAGCUACUACCCCACCCCGACAAUCCCCGAGUCCGGGUCCACCUACCCCGGCGAACUCCAUCGAUGAGCCUAACAAUGGCUCAAAAUCAUCUUCCGUAAGGAUCAACUCUGAAGAGGCAGCUGUCAAGGAUGCAGACAAGAAGAGUGAAGAGGAUAACAAGACAGAUGAUGGAGAUAAGAUAGAGGAAAAUGCUGAUAAAGAUGGAGGCGAUAAUUCUGCGGUCAAGGAGAAUGACGCUGCUGCCAGUGUUGACAACAAAGAUGUUGCAGCAGAUGAAGUGGAUGCUGAAACAGGCGGGGCUUAUGAUGACAAUCACCCAGCUGAUGCAGAUGAUACUCCUCAGCCCGAGGAACACGUUGCAGAUGAUGACCAUCAGUUUAAGGAAGAAGAUUCAUCCAAAGAGCAAGGAGCUGCUGACAAGGCAGAAGGACCAGGGAGUCAUUGUGAGGAUGAACCUCACAGAGAUAAGGAGGAUGCUGGGCAAGGAAUAAAUGAAGAUGCUGAGAAACAAGAACCAGGAAAACAAAAUGAGCUCAUUUCUGAAGACGAAAAACAGUCACCUGAGGAUCCAAAAGAAGAGGAAAAACCUAACGAAACCAAGCAAGAUCAGGGACAGGCUCAAAACACCAACAACAUCGCUACAGAUUUAGAGAUAGAAGCAGAGAAAGAAAAAGAGAGUAGUUCAGAGGAGAAGCAUCAGUUAUUUCAGGAGCCAAUAGAAGAGAAAUCUGACAAGCCUGAGCCAGAUCAGGAACCUGCUCCAAAUGCCAACAGUAAUAGUCAAGAGUCUGAGAUGCUAGAAGCAGGGAACAAAAAUGAGAAUUCAGAAGAGAAGCCACAGACAUUUGAAGAGCCAAUCGAAGGGGAGAAACAUCAUGAUCCACAGGAUAUUGAUAAUGAGAGUCCACCAGAGAAUCGUAACAAAGAUGAAAAUGAGAAUCAACAAUCCAUUGAUCCUGAUAGUAUCAAGGAAAGUGAAUCUCCUCCAGAGAAUCCAAAUGAAGUUGAGGAGCCUUCAGCAAUGACAACUGAUGAAAAUAAGAAUCAAGAGCCUUUUGAUCCUGAGAACACUAAAGACACUGAACCUCCUCAAGGGAACCAAAAUCAAGAUGAGGUUACUUCUUCCAUGAUGACCGAUGACAAGAAGAAUCAAGAGCCCAAUGAUCCAAAGGAUACCAAAGACAAUGAAUCUCUUUUAGAGAAUCAAAAGGAAGGUAAGGUUGCCCCUUUGAUGACUGGUGAAACCAAGAAUGGAGAGUCCAAUGAUCUCAGGGAUACCAAAGAUGGUGAACCUUCUUCGGAGAACCCAAACAAAAAUGAUGAUGCUUCUUUGACAACGGCCAAUAAAAAUGAGGAUCAGGAGUCUACUGCUCCUGACAGCACCAAAGACACUGAACCGCCAGAGAAACAAAACGAAGAUGAGGCUGCUCCUACGAUGAUGACUGAUGAAAAUGAGAAUGGAGAGUCCAAUGAUCCAAAGGACUUCAAUGACAAUGAAUCUCCACCAGAGAACCCAAAUGAAGAUGAGGCUCCCCUAGCGACCGAUGAAAACGAGAAUCAAGCAGAGGAUCAGGAACCGGCUCAGAACAUCAACGGAGACGAUUCAGAUGAUUCCCCAGCUCGGAGGGUGGACUCCGGCAAGGAGAUGGAUUCUGGCAUCAAGUCAGAGGAGGACCAGCCUCUGCAGAAUGGUGACUCGGACAGGUCCACCCCACGCACGUACACGCCCACCCCACCCAAAUCGCCUCGAAAGAGUCACUCGCGGCCGCGGCCAACCUCGCGAUGUGCAUCCGCCCAGAAGCCCGCUGAAAACGGCAUCGCGACGGCUACUACAUAAAUUAUGACAUUGUUACACUUAGCAGAAAAACAAAACGAAAUUUGUAAAAGAUGUUUAUGCAUUACAGCACUCUUUGCUUAACAAUUUGGUUGUGACAGAAGGCCAAAGAAUAUUAAAGAGAUGUAAAGUAAAAGCAUGUUGCAGAACAAAUCACGUUUGCGGUCGCACUUUCAAAUAGAGAUCUAUAUCCGUGGAAAUAGUGAAAUGUUUGCACUGUAUUCAUGAAUGUAUUCAUGCACUCAAUGUUACAAUGUCAUAAUGAAUGUAGCUGGUGUAUUUCAGCGAGCCAUUGAAUUAUUACUGUUAAAUGUUUUUGCAUUUUCAUGUACAUAAUACACAACUUAUAACAUAUAUAUAUAUAUUCAUUUAAAUAGUUUUAAGGAAAAAUGUUUUCAUAAUUUUGUUCUUUUGGCUGAAAGUGACCAACAUCAUACACUUGGAAAAGCCAUGAAGCUGAAAAUGUCCGGAGCUGAAUUUUCAUCAUUUCGUAAUUGUUUGUACAAAAUAUGUUUAUGAUUACUUGAAUGUAUGGUUUAACUAGCAUGUCAGGAUCGAGUGAGAGUAUGCGACAUUGAAAAAAAGUUAAUCUGCAAAACUUGGCAUAAUUUUACAAUCUUUAGAAGGCAUUAGGGUGGAUAGUACCCUCAACAUUUUUCUUACAUUGUUUUCAUAAAAGCCAGGGACCCAAUUGUUAGCUUUCACGUGUUUAAAUAUCAACAGAAAGCUGCACUGUGUACAAUGUAUUCAAUAAGCAAACUAUUUUAAUGAACAUAGUGUAAAUAUUAUGAAAUGGUUGAUUUAAAAAUGUUAUUUUAACAUUAGUUAGUACUCACAGCAUUUAAAGGUACAAUAUAAUUGUUUAAUUGUGCAUCAGGCCGUCCAUGUAACAUAUUAUGCACUUAAAGAAAAAAAAUACCGUCGUUAUCUGUGUACAUUUGUUGAGAUUUUGCCCUUACGCACCGUCCAUUAAUUUGGUUGUACCUACUCAUAUUAUAUGUGAGUUGAAGCUCUGGUCUAAUCACAUUUUGCAUUUUUGAGAUUGCUUUUUAACUUGGAGCAGAAUGGAACGAUCCAUUAGGCCCCCCGCGUACUGCAUCACGGCUGUGAUUGGUCAGUAAUACCACGGGGCGGAGCUUAUUAAAAUUGAUCGGUAUGUUUUGUUUUGUUUUUCUGUGUUAAAACAAGUCUCAUUCAGAUGCACGUGCCUUAUAUAAAUUUAAAAAGUUCAUGUUUUGCACAGGAUGUAUGUGUGUGCUCAAAGUUGUAGACUUGAUAACUUUAUUGACGGUGACCAUGAGGGAUCAGUGUUUUUAUUAUUGUUGGGGAGUUCGGGACGAGAUGUGAGGACUUUCUGCUGUCCUCACAGCGUCUUCGGUCCCCACAAUAACUAUCACUCAUCGUGCGGUCCCCACAACGAUGGAACAAGUAUGUUUGUACUGUGGAAACAAAUUGAGUCUUUCUAAAAACAAAUGUCAUGUAACAGGACUGUUCUUUUGUGUAAUUGUGUUCACGAUGGAGGAAGUAUCGGUGUGUAUAGUGUAUUGUGUUUGACAGACAAGCAAUUCCAGGCCAUGAUUUCAUUAGGAAGACACCAAUUCCAACUACUGUGUAUUGUGAAAACCGCGCAUUGCUGUGAUUUUCCUGUAAUCACCGCGUAAUGCAUUUAAUGCCGCGGCCAGCGCAGCGAUCUUAAAAAGCAGUUGUUUUUCGAUUUCAGUGUGUAUAUGUGCAUGUACAUUCACUUGAUGCGUCAUUCUAGAUUCAUGCUUCAUUUGAAAAUCUAAUUAUAUGCCACCUUACCUUGAAAGCACUGAGACCAAAGCAUAUUGAAAAUGUUUAGACAUUAUUAUUAUUAUUAUUUUGUUGUUUCUUAUUUUCCACACUGUUCCUUUGAGUUGGAGUUUUUGAACAGUUGUUGUUGUGUUGUGGCUUUCAAAAUUUGUCAUUCUGCUAUUUUAUUUUGUACAUCAUAAUCAUCACUAUUCAUAGUUGUGCUACAGCUAUAGCAUUAAUACUUGUUAAUUUAAACUAUUAUCAGCAUUGUGUUACAACAUUGAGGAGCAUUUCUGAAUCGAUUACGUUUUAAAGAAAUAUUAACGGUGUAUAUUUCAAGCAUUAAUUCGUGACAUUAAAAAUUGUACUUUGUGUUUGCACUCAGGAAGUUAUAAAAAAAAGUGCUCAUAUUAUUGAUUCAAUGUUUAAGAUUCAGUUCUGUGCUAUAACAUGAUCUUGUUUUAUAUUCAAUGAAGUGGAAUAUAUUAUUCUCUCACACAAAAUAAUAUGCACUAGCUAUCAGGGCACAUAUGCAAACUAUAUUGUAUACUAUAUUACUGUUAUAAUGUGAAUAUAAAAAACUGUUAUCUUAGGGAGUGCGUCAAAACUCUGCUUACAACAUUUUGCAUGAUUCUAUCGGAACAAAAUGUUCCUACUUGGAACAGCCUGGAACAAAAAGUUCCUGUUUGGGAACAUUGUUUUGACUUUGUACAUAAUGUGUUAACUUUGGGAACCAGGCUUUGAACUUGAAGUUAACACAUUGGGAACAAAAUGUUCCUACUUGGAACAGCCUGGAACGAAAAGUUCCUGUUUGAGAACAUUGUUUAGACUUUGUACAUAAUGUGUUAACUUUGGGAACCAGGCUUUGAACUCGAAGUUAACACAUUGAGAAACGUAUUGAAACGUACGCACUGUGUGUGAAGUGUGGAGUUUUGAGAUGCUUCCCCGUAAUUAGAAGUCUGAGUUUAUUUAUUUACAUGUCAAGUUAAUUUCAAAUCAUAUUUUACUUGAACAUUUGCAAACACUUGUUUGUUAAUUGCCGUCAGUUCUGAAAUACUUUACUUUUUUCCCCUUGAUUCUCUAUCUAUGAAUCAAUUCACUAAACUGCUGAAAAGUGUGGUCUUUGAUUUUAAGUCAAUUAAGUGAAAUUUCUUCCUGUUAAAAGCAUUUAGCAUUUAAAAUUGCAGAAAAAGCUUUAGUAUUAACAGUGGGAAUGUCAUGUACAUGUAAAUUAAAAUCUGUGAUUAUUCCCAUGUGCAUAAUUAAAACGAAAUGCAAAGAAAUAUAUAUUUUUGGUCAUAAGUUUAAAGUUAUUGAUCUUCCAGAAUUGUUCCAACUUGCCAUUUUAUACUGGGAAAAUAGUUCAGAUGAUUCACUUGGAAAAUGGUGGCUGAUAAAUAAGAUUAAUUAAUAUUGUGGCUAGUCAGGUAUCCCAGUCUGAGUUGUUCAACUGUAAGCAUGUUUAAGAUUGGACACACAACCAAUGCAGGUCCCGGAUGUAUUUGUUUUUCUUGUUUUAAUUAUUAAUUUGUACUUUUAAGGCCAUGUAUUAGGUGAAAGAAAAUCACAUCAAAGUAUAAGCAUCAGCAUUGUUACUGGUCCGUAUUGUGUUGUUAAAAGCACCCACCUGCAUUCGUGGAUUCGGAGUUCAGUUCGUGCCAGAAUCAUACAGUUAAUGUUUUGUUUGAAAUGUCAGAAAAUUGCGUGAAGAUGUUUUGUUGAAAUAUUAAAUGUGAACUGUAAACUUAUUGUAACAUAGUGGAGAGGAAUAAAAUACUGUGAAAACAUUA